Molecule: messenger RNA, 1101 nt
Organism: Urocitellus parryii (Arctic ground squirrel)
Lineage: Eukaryota; Metazoa; Chordata; Mammalia; Rodentia; Sciuridae
Gene: Htr1f
Product: 5-hydroxytryptamine receptor 1F
Biological process (GO): positive regulation of MAPK cascade; adenylate cyclase-activating adrenergic receptor signaling pathway
Cellular component (GO): plasma membrane
Molecular function (GO): G protein-coupled serotonin receptor activity
Source: RefSeq, a predicted model, not a curated record
AUGGAUUUCUUAAAUUCAUCUGAUCAAAACUUGACCUCAGAGGAACUGUUAAACAGAAUGCCAGCCAAAAUUCUUGUGUCUCUCACUCUCUCCGGGCUGGCACUGAUGACAACGACCAUCAACUCCCUUGUGAUUGCUGCAAUUAUUGUGACCCGGAAGCUGCACCACCCAGCCAAUUAUUUAAUUUGCUCCCUUGCAGUCACAGAUUUCCUUGUAGCUGUCCUGGUGAUGCCCUUCAGUAUUGUGUAUAUUGUGAGAGAGAGCUGGAUCAUGGGACAAGUGGUCUGUGACAUUUGGCUGAGUGUCGAUAUUAUCUGUUGUACCUGCUCCAUUUUGCAUCUCUCAGCUAUAGCUUUGGAUCGUUAUCGGGCAAUCACUGAUGCUGUUGAGUAUGCCAGGAAAAGGACUCCCAAGCAUGCUGGCAUUAUGAUUACAAUAGUUUGGGUUAUAUCAGUUUUUAUCUCCAUGCCUCCUCUAUUCUGGAGACACCAAGGAACUAGCCGAAAUGAUGAGUGUGUCAUCAAGCAUGACCACAUUGUUUCCACCAUUUACUCAACAUUUGGAGCUUUCUACAUCCCACUUGUAUUGAUUUUGAUCCUCUACUACAAAAUAUAUAGAGCAGCAAAAACAUUAUACCACAAGAGACAAGCAAGCAGAAUUGCAAAGGAGGAUCUGAAUGGCCAAGUCCUCUUGGAGAGUGGUGAGAAAAACACUAGACUGGUCUCCACACCCUACAUGCUAGAAAAGUCUCUAUCUGAUCCAUCAACAGACUUUGAUAGAAUUCAUAGCACAGUGAAAAGUUCCAGGUGCGAGUUGAAGCAUGAGAAAUCUUGGAGAAGGCAAAAGAUCUCAGGGACAAGAGAACGAAAAGCAGCCACCACCCUGGGAUUAAUCUUGGGUGCAUUUGUGAUAUGUUGGCUUCCUUUUUUUGUAAAAGAAUUGGUUGUUAAUGUUUGUGAAAAAUGUAAAAUUUCUGAAGAAAUGUCAAAUUUUUUGGCAUGGCUUGGUUAUCUCAAUUCCCUUAUAAAUCCACUGAUUUAUACAAUCUUUAAUGAAGACUUUAAGAAAGCAUUCCAAAAACUUAUGCGCUGCCGAUGUUAG